AUGGACUACCUACCAAGGAUACUAGUCCGGCCAUCGCAUGAUAGACUACAAAUAUCAACUCUGGAAGGCCUGAUCGCCGCGAAACUGUCAGACUCGGACGGAUCGCGCGCUGUCUCCUUCUCCUUCGAGGCCGCCCCAAAUGGCGGUGUCGAGGAGAAACGGGAAGAGACUGGAAUGCUAUGCGACUUAUUUUCCCACACUUUGACCCAAUUCUUGACCGUCACACACAGCGAGGGUAAACGACUUAUCCCGGUUCCCACCAAGUCCCACGGCGCUGAGACCAUUCCCAUUGCGGCGCUCUCCAGCGUUCUGGCAAGCCUUGUGAAAGAACACCUCCAGAAUAGAAAGGAAACAGCCAUCAACAACUCUGUUCAGAACGAGAAAGUUUUGGAAUCUUUGCAGAGAGCCGCGACAACUUUGCAGACAUUCAAAGACGUCUUGACAAUUCAGAAUGGCGCCAGCCAAAUAUCCCAAUUCCAACUGGCAGCAUUGUCUUUGCAGUGUCUUAUCGAGACACUAUACGACUUGACACUACCCCAAUUUCAUUUGCCCACCAUAUAUUCGAUUGCUAAUCCGUACCCUUUCUGGAUCGACAACGUAUUAGUCAACAAAUUGUUGCUCGACUCCGGCUGGGACGAGAGCAAAAUAAGGGCUCUGCCCAAAGACGUCCGAUUCCGUUACUAUGUCAGCUUUUUGAGCAGUGGUGGCCCGGAGCUCAAACGGAGACGGUCUUCUGCAUAUUUUAAGGAACGCUACUCCCCAGCUCAUGUGUCUGGAAAUUGCCGCUGCAUCAGGUUAAACGCAGACCUCGACAUCGGAAACAAAGAAAUCACUAAUCCUUAUUUCAAUCUGGUGACAUUUUCUGCAGUCAGCAGCCACCAUCAUUGCCUCAAAUUAGAGAAACAAAAGCUUCCGUCUGAGAAAGAUGUAAGCUUGACGUUUGUGGCAUUCUCACACUUGAGGUCAGAUGGUCUUGGAUCCAGCGAAGAGAACGCUUUGCCUCGAUGUCAAGUGGAGUACCUUCAAGAUCUGAGCAAUCGACUACUACCAGAAGAGGAUCAUCCAGUUCCGUUUUACAUCGAUACUCUGUGCGUCCCAACGCAAGGCUCUGCGAAAGCCGCUGCUCUCCGAAAUAUGCAACGUAUUUUCGGAAGUGCGCGUAAGGUGCUUGCGCUCGACAUUGGGCUUUCCGCCACAGCAGUGUCUCCCCUCCCCCAAGAAAACUUAACACGAAUACGUUACUCCUCCUUCAUGCAGAGGUUGUAUACAGUGGCGGAAUGCGCAGUGUCUUUAGACAUGUACUUCCAUUUUCAGGGUGGCACCUUUGUUUCCUUGACCGAUCUUAUCUCGACAUACGACGCCAACGAGGAAUUCCCCUUGCUAAGCAUGGUCAGCUUCAAGGACCGCAGGCGAAACACAUUGACGUUGCAAGAUUUUGAAGAUUUGUCACUUGCAUUGGUAUGGCUGAGUGACGAUCUCCAUGUCCUGAAAAUGUAUUCAAGAGGACAAUUAGACGGGCCGUUGCCUAAAAUUGACGUUGACUCAGUCUUCCCUCUGGUCUCUGGAGAGCGGUCUCCUAGCCACGAGGUAUGUGGCAUGCAUUUCUUGCGAAGACUCCUUCGACUUGGCUUCCUAGCACUCCCUCAUAUGAGGUAUUUUGCACAAGCCGAUGAAGCUGCAAAUCUGGAUGAAGUCGCCCAUAAAAUACUCGACGCAUACAGGGACAUCUUGGGCGAGUCCGAGUCUGCAGCAAAGACCAAUAACCGGAGGCUGCUCCCCGGCCAGGUUCCUGAACGCUCUACCGUCGAUUGCGUCUUGAGUCGCCUAGGGAAGGUAUACAAACUGAACAGCUCAAUGAAGGUAUAG
Messenger RNA from Cladophialophora psammophila CBS 110553, 1866 nucleotides. RefSeq lists its product as uncharacterized. The record is from RefSeq and is a predicted model, not a curated record. NCBI's taxonomy places the organism in Eukaryota, Fungi, Ascomycota, Eurotiomycetes, Chaetothyriales, Herpotrichiellaceae. The coding region runs from base 1 to 1866 and encodes 621 amino acids. The transcript has a single exon.